This is a messenger RNA of Arachis stenosperma, 921 nucleotides long. RefSeq names its product probable sugar phosphate/phosphate translocator At3g11320. The record is from RefSeq and is a predicted model, not a curated record. Bases 1 to 921 code for a protein of 306 amino acids. Gene Ontology annotation, molecular function: antiporter activity. Lineage: Eukaryota; Viridiplantae; Streptophyta; Magnoliopsida; Fabales; Fabaceae. Gene Ontology annotation, cellular component: Golgi apparatus. The transcript has 4 exons.
AUGAAGAUUACAGGGAAGGUAUUCACGUUUGGUUUGAUAGCAUUCUGGUAUGCUUCAAACAUUGGAGUGUUGUUGCUGAACAAGUACCUGUUAAGCAACUAUGGAUUCAGGUACCCAAUCUUUCUCACACUGUGUCACAUGAUGGCGUGUUCAAUCCUUAGCUACGUGGCGAUUUCAUGGAUGAAGAUGGUGCCAAUGCAAACGAUUAGGUCAAGGGUGCAGUUCAUGAAGAUAUCUUCCUUGGGACUCAUAUUUUGUUUGUCUGUUGUUGGAGGGAACAUAUCUCUUCGCUACCUUCCUGUUUCCUUCAACCAGGCCGUCGGCGCAACCACGCCGUUCUUUACGGCGGUUUUCGCCUAUUUUAUGACUCUCCGGCGGGAGGGUUGGAUCACCUACAUCACUCUUGUUCCUGUCGUUACUGGUGUUAUGAUUGCUAGUGGGGGAGAACCAAGUUUUCAUCUCUUUGGAUUCAUAAUGUGCAUCAGUGCCACAGCGGCAAGGGCACUCAAAACAGUUCUUCAAGGAAUCUUGUUGACUUCAGAUGGCGAAAAGCUUAAUUCGAUGAACCUUCUUAUGUACAUGGCACCGGUGGCUGUGGCGUUCCUUCUUCCAGCUUCAAUUAUAAUGGAGGAUGAUGUAGUUGGAAUUACAAUUUCACUUGCCAGAGAAGAUCCAAGUAUUCUGUGGUUACUUAUCUUCAAUUCAGCAUUGGCAUAUUUUGUCAAUCUGACCAAUUUCUUGGUCACAAAGCACACAAGUGCCUUGACACUUCAGGUCCUAGGAAAUGCAAAAGGUGCUGUGGCAGUUGUGAUCUCCAUUUUGAUAUUCCGAAACCCUGUAUCAGUUACAGGAAUGCUUGGAUAUUCUCUAACAGUUUUUGGUGUCAUCCUAUAUAGUGAAGCCAAGAAACGGAGUAAAUGA